GUCCCCGCGCUGCCUCCGGGAGCCUCUAUUGUUCCGGCCGCGCCGGGUCCCGAGCCCAGGCAACCUAGGGACUGGGGAAACGGGCCGCGGCCGGCGGAGUUGAGACGCGGGGGCGCCGGCGGGGCCGGGAGCGGCAGGGGUCAGCGCGUGGGGCGGCCGGGGGGCCGGGGUGGCGACAGCCGAGGUCUGCAGCGUGGGGGUUCGCCCUCCCCGGCCCGCCUUUCCCCGCCGGCCUCCCCGGGAGGGGUCGGAGCCCCGGCGGGCGCCCCCGGCGAUGAGCCCGGACUCGAGGUGGCCGAUGUGACAGCAUGGGGGUGGACUUCGACGUGAAGACGUUCUGCCACAACUUGCGGGCAACGAAGCCACCGUACGAGUGCCCCGUGGAGACCUGCCGCAAGGUCUACAAGAGCUACAGCGGCAUCGAGUACCACCUGUACCACUAUGACCACGACAACCCGCCCCCCCCGCAGCAGACCCCGCUCCGCAGGCACAAGAAGAAGGGGCGCCAGUCCCGCCCGGCCAACAAGCAGUCCCCCAGCCCCUCCGAGGUGUCACAGUCUCCAGGCCGUGAGGUGAUGAGCUACGCGCAGGCGCAGCGCAUGGUGGAGGUGGACCUGCACGGGCGCGUGCACCGCAUCAGCAUCUUCGACAACCUGGACGUGGUGUCUGAGGACGAGGAGGCCCCCGAGGAGGCCCCCGAGAGCGGCAGCAACAAGGAGAACGGCGAGGCCCCGGCCGCCGCGCCCAAGGCCGGCAAGCACAAGAGCAAGGAGAAGCGCAAGGACUCCAACCACCACCACCACGGCGCCCCUGCCAGCACCACGCCCAAGCUGCCCGAGGUGGUGUACCGGGAGCUGGAGCAGGACACCCCGGACGCCCCGCCCCGGCCCACUUCCUACUACCGGUACAUUGAGAAGUCCGCCGAGGAGCUGGACGAGGAGGUGGAGUACGACAUGGACGAGGAGGACUACAUCUGGCUGGACAUCAUGAACGAGCGGCGGAAGACGGAGGGCGUGAGCCCCAUCCCGCAGGAGAUCUUUGAGUACCUGAUGGACCGGCUGGAGAAGGAGUCCUACUUUGAGAGUCACAACAAAGGUGACCCUAAUGCACUGGUGGACGAGGACGCCGUGUGCUGUAUCUGCAACGAUGGUGAGUGCCAGAACAGCAAUGUCAUCCUCUUCUGUGACAUGUGCAACCUGGCCGUGCACCAGGAGUGCUACGGUGUCCCCUACAUACCCGAGGGCCAGUGGCUGUGCCGGCGCUGCCUGCAGUCACCCUCACGCGCUGUGGAUUGUGCCCUGUGCCCCAAUAAGGGUGGUGCCUUCAAGCAGACAGACGACGGGCGCUGGGCCCACGUAGUGUGUGCCCUGUGGAUCCCCGAGGUCUGCUUCGCCAACACCGUCUUCCUCGAGCCCAUCGACAGCAUUGAGCACAUCCCGCCAGCCCGCUGGAAGCUCACCUGCUACAUUUGCAAGCAGCGGGGCUCGGGGGCGUGCAUCCAGUGCCAUAAGGCCAACUGCUACACAGCCUUCCACGUGACGUGCGCCCAGCAGGCCGGCCUCUAUAUGAAGAUGGAGCCUGUGCGGGAGACAGGUGCCAACGGCACCUCCUUCAGCGUCCGAAAGACGGCCUACUGUGACAUCCACACGCCCCCAGGCUCAGCACGCCGCCUGCCUGCCCUGUCCCACAGCGAGGGUGAGGAAGAGGAGGAUGAAGAGGAGGAUGAGGGUAAGGGCUGGAGCUCAGAGAAGGUCAAAAAGGCCAAGGCCAAAUCCCGGAUCAAGAUGAAGAAGGCACGGAAGAUCCUGGCGGAGAAACGGGCAGCAGCACCUGUGGUGUCAGUGCCCUGCAUACCACCGCACAGGCUUAGUAAAAUCACCAACCGUCUGAGCAUCCAGAGGAAGAGCCAGUUUAUGCAGAGGCUGCACAGCUACUGGACACUGAAGCGGCAGUCACGGAACGGGGUCCCGCUGCUGCGGCGCCUGCAGACACAUCUGCAGUCUCAGAGGAACUGUGACCAAGUCGGGAGAGAUUCAGAGGAUAAGAACUGGGCCCUCAAAGAACAGCUGAAGUCCUGGCAGCGGCUCCGGCACGACCUGGAGCGAGCUCGGCUGCUGGUGGAACUGAUCCGGAAGCGAGAGAAGCUUAAAAGAGAGACGAUCAAGGUGCAGCAGGUCGCCAUGGAGAUGCAGCUGACCCCUUUCCUCAUCCUGCUUCGCAAGACCUUGGAGCAGCUGCAGGAGAAGGACACGGGCAACAUCUUCAGCGAGCCGGUCCCUCUGUCCGAGGUACCUGACUACCUGGACCACAUCAAAAAGCCCAUGGAUUUUUUCACCAUGAAGCAGAACUUGGAGGCUUACCGCUACCUGAACUUUGACGACUUUGAGGAGGACUUCAACCUCAUUGUCAGCAACUGCCUCAAGUAUAACGCCAAGGACACCAUCUUCUACCGUGCUGCAGUGCGGCUCCGUGAGCAAGGUGGCGCCGUGCUCCGCCAGGCCCGGCGCCAGGCAGAAAAAAUGGGCAUUGACUUUGAGACGGGCAUGCAUAUCCCACACAACCUGGCUGGAGACGAGGCCCCACACCACGCUGAAGAUGCAGAGGACGAGCGGCUGGUUCUGCUGGAGAACCAGAAGCACCUGCCUGUGGAAGAGCAGCUGAAGCUGCUGCUGGAGCGGCUGGACGAGGUGAACGCCAGCAAGCAGAGCGUGGGCCGCUCACGGCGCGCCAAGAUGAUCAAGAAGGAGAUGACGGCGCUGCGGCGGAAGCUGGCCCACCAGCGGGAGACGGGACGGGACGGGCCCGAGCGGCACGGCCCCUCGAGCCGCGGCAGCCUCACACCCCACCCAGCAGCCUGCGACAAGGACGGACAGACGGACAGUGCCGCAGAGGAGAGCAGCAGCCAGGAGACAAGCAAAGGCCUGGGUCCCAACAUGUCCUCAACCCCCGCACAUGAGGUGGGCAGGAGAACCUCAGUUCUGUUCUCCAAAAAGAACCCGAAGACAGCUGGACCGCCCAAGAGGCCGGGCCGGCCCCCCAAAAACCGGGAGAGCCAGAUGACCCCCAGCCACGGAGGCAGCCCUGUGGGGCCCCCCCAGCUCCCCAUCAUGGGCUCCCUGCGUCAGCGCAAGCGGGGUAGGAGCCCCCGGCCCAGUUCGAGCUCAGACAGCGACAGUGAUAAGUCCACAGAAGACCCCCCAAUGGACUUACCGGCCAACGGCUUUAGUGGUGGGAGCCAGCCCGUCAAGAAGAGCUUCCUGGUCUACCGGAAUGACUGCAGCCUUCCCCGGAGCAGCUCGGACUCCGAGUCCAGCAGCAGCAGCAGCAGCAGCGCUGCCUCGGACCGGACCAGCACAACACCCUCAAAGCAAGGCCGGGGCAAGCCCUCCUUCUCUCGGGGCACGUUCCCAGAAGACAGCAGCGAAGACACCUCAGGCACCGAGAACGAGGCCUACUCCGUGGGCACUGGCCGCGGCGUGGGCCACAGCAGUAAGUACCCCCGCCCGCGGCCAGGGGUGCUGGGGUCCCGACGGCCCGGCCUCGUCAGCCCCCCGCCUGCUGAUGGGCCUCCUCUCUCCCGUGAAGUGGUGAGGAAGAGUCUGGGCCGGAGCGCUGGCUGGCUGUCCGAGGAUGAAGACUCCCCUCUGGACGCUCUGGACCUGGUGUGGGCCAAAUGCCGGGGGUACCCGUCGUACCCAGCUCUGAUCAUUGACCCAAAGAUGCCACGAGAAGGUGUGUUCCACCAUGGCGUCCCCAUUCCUGUGCCCCCGCUGGAGGUGCUGAAACUAGGGGAGCAGAUGACCCAGGAAGCCCGAGAGCAUCUCUACCUCGUCCUCUUCUUUGACAACAAACGAACCUGGCAGUGGCUGCCCAGGACCAAGCUGGUGCCUCUGGGUGUGAACCAGGACCUGGACAAGGAGAAGAUGCUGGAGGGCCGCAAGUCCAACAUCCGCAAGUCGGUGCAGAUCGCCUACCACCGGGCUCUGCAGCACCGCAGCAAGGUGCAGGGCGAGCAGAGCAGCGAGACCAGCGACAGCGACUGACGCGGCCCCCCCUGCCUGCUGUCCUGGAGUGGCGCCGGCCUCUGCACUGACUCAUUCCUGGUCUUGGGGCCAGUCUCAGGGGAAGCUGGGUGGGGGAGGUCCCUCCUGCCCCGAGUGCAGCUGGACUGUACAGAACACUCCAAGGGCCCAGGGCGGCUCAGCGCCAGCAGAGGGGAGCUCCCACGGGCCAGAGCCCCAGAGACCUCAGGGCACUGUGGAGGGCAGGGUGGUGGGCCGAGGUUAGGACACUGCGUAAGACAGGCCAUCCCGCCACCUCUGCCCGCUCGUGCCCGGAGAAUCCGAAACUGCCCAGAGGCCUGAGGCCCCCGCAGGUGUGAGGCGAGUGGGCAUCUGCCCGGCCUAGCAGUGGGACUGAUGUCUGUCCAGCCGGAAGAGGGGCACUAGGUGACCCCCUCCCCUGCUGCUGUAAAUACUGUAAUUAUCGGAGAAUUUAAAUUAUUCUCAUUUGUAACUGCGUUUCCGGGUCGCGCCAGAGUCAUUUGGUACUAAAAACGCCUGGGGCCUGUCCCCGCUCCCCUCUGUCCCCUAGAUUUCUCCCCUCCUUUCAAACUGGUUUGUAUUUAUUUCAAAGGAAGAAAAUAUAUUGAUUCUUAGA
This is a messenger RNA of Lepus europaeus (European hare), 4659 nucleotides long. It is a transcript of the gene BRPF1, whose product is annotated as bromodomain and PHD finger containing 1. Gene Ontology annotation, biological process: regulation of transcription by RNA polymerase II. Gene Ontology annotation, molecular function: protein binding. The coding region runs from base 309 to 4043 and encodes 1244 amino acids. The transcript is spliced from 13 exons. Gene Ontology annotation, cellular component: MOZ/MORF histone acetyltransferase complex. Lineage: Eukaryota; Metazoa; Chordata; Mammalia; Lagomorpha; Leporidae. The record is from RefSeq and is a predicted model, not a curated record.